GAACAACCCCUCCCCCCCGGUCUUGAGUGCAAAAGGUAAGCACCUUCGUAGCGUGUAAGCCUGAAGCCUCGCAUAAAAACCUCACAUCAGCUUGCGUCACUAUAUCAGAGAGCUCUCAUUGAGAAAUUCCCACGUCUAUCUUGUUCGAUCAAAAACAGUGCUGCGUCUAUCACGAUGGCACCGCAACCGCCAACUCAUAUCCAGCUAGCAACCGAGGCAGAUGCAGAUGCCAUUGCAGCCAUACACUAUGCAGCUCUCGAGCAAUUUCACGACUUCUACGCAACGUUCUUCGAGCGCCAUCCGCGAGACAUUCUCCCACUUUCAACGCGACUCGCUUUGAAGAAUCCCAAGAAUCGUUUCCUGAUCGCCGUCGUACCCGGCACACAUGCCGUUGUAGGUUUCAUCAGAUACCACGUCGUCGAUGCGACAGAGCCGCCUGCUGCUACCACACUGGCGAAGCCGACGGAAAGUGCGGAUACCGAGCCCACCGUGCCAUUCAUUUUCUCAAUCAAACCUCACAUGAAGGAGAUGUGGGAGCGCUUUGGCCAUCCGAGAGAGGAAGAAAUGGAUGAGUGUUACGAAAAGGCAGUGGAUGGACGGCGACAUAAUUAUGUGAAAAAUAUAAUGGUGGACCCUAAUCAUCAAAGGAAGGGUAUUGGAGCAAGUUUGCUCAAGGCGGUCAUCGACAUCAGUGACGAUGAGAAGAUUCCGACUUUCCUUGUUGCUUCGGCUGAAGGAUAUGGACUGUAUAAGAAAUUGGGGUUUGAGGAUCUUGGAACCUGGACCAUCGAUAACGACUACUGGUCCGAGAAAAUCGUUCAACACGAGAACGAGCUUGGAAUCGUGGGCAACGAGGGGUUAGCGGAAACGUAUCGGGGAACACAUGAGGUCGAGAAGUACAUGAUGAGAUGGAUCAUUGAGGAGUAAUGAUCUUGAAGUGUCAGCCAGCUUCCUAAGAACCAUAAUCAAGAAUGGGCAGGUACUACUCUGGACACCGAAGACCACAAGUAAGUACUACCUCGACAGAGGCCGUACUAUUGGUAGCAUGACCAUGGCGCUCUGGGCUCGGAUUCUCCAGGUAUCGCGACUGAGCAGCAAAGC
Molecule: messenger RNA, 1101 nt
Organism: Colletotrichum godetiae
Lineage: Eukaryota; Fungi; Ascomycota; Sordariomycetes; Glomerellales; Glomerellaceae
Product: acyl-CoA N-acyltransferase
Exons: 2
Coding region: 175-927 (250 amino acids)
Molecular function (GO): acyltransferase activity, transferring groups other than amino-acyl groups
Source: RefSeq, a predicted model, not a curated record